CCCAUUGUCUCCCCGGGUAUAUAUAUAUCUAAGAGGAUGUCUGGGGCCGGUCGUGUGCCAAAGUGCCUGCUCGCGCGACUCCAGAGCGGCCGGGAUCACUCCCCAGACAAGAGGGGUCGCGUGGCCUCCCGGCUCUGGCCUCGCGACUCGACGGGACCCCCGAGGACCGCGCCAAGAAGGAAGGAGACCCUGCAUGCCUCCUCGAGAUGUCCUCCUCUGCCCUGGAGACCAACUCCUCCGACCUGGACAACAGCAGUGAGGUGUCCUUUUGCCUCACAGAUGAUGAAGUUAGCAGUUUCCAGAUCCCUUCUUUGGCUUCCCCCAAGCAUGUCUCUUCCCCAGAGCUCAGCCCAGUCAAAAGGGAAGAAGAGAAAGAACGGAAGAAGCGAAGAGGCCGCACCAAGGUCAAAAAUGAAGCUGUCCUUCACACCAUCAAGAAGACCAGGAGGGUGAAGGCAAACGACAGGGAGAGGAACCGCAUGCAUAACCUCAAUUCAGCCUUGGAUGAGCUCAGGAGUGUCUUGCCCACCUUUCCUGAUGACACCAAGCUGACCAAGAUUGAGACCCUGCGCUUUGCUCACAAUUAUAUCUGGGCCCUCUCAGAGACACUGCGGCUGGCUGACCAGCGCCUCCAGAAGCCACCCAAGGACAUGGUUCUGCCCAGUUACUUGAGCUCUGGGGACCAUCCGCCCAGCCCUGGCAGCGAUGCCGGCUCCUGGAUCUCCACAGCUUCUCCAGGCACUUCUUCCUCCCUGUCCGCCUGCACCUCCAGCCCUAGCAGCCCAGCAUCCUCUGAAGACUAUUGCUACAGACACACCGAGAACCUCUUCUCCUUCCACAGCCUCCCUAAAGACUUGUUGCAGAACACUUCUUGUUUUAUGCAGUACCAUUAGACUGUAAAGGCAGUGUGUACAUUGUGGGGUGUCCCCACCGAAAGGAUAAUCCCCUGUGAUCAGUGCUCUUACUUUUGUUAGAUUGUUCUGGUUGAGUUUUACAUUCAGAGUAACUUUCUGGGCUACAGUUGCCAGAACCUCCCUUAUUGAUGGAGGGAUUCUGGGAGUUGUAGCCUAAAAGGUACUCUUCCAAGCUCUUCAUUUUAGGUACUCACACAAAGCAAAGGAGCUGUGCUUUGGUUUUUCAGAUCAAAGCUCCUUCGAGCUGUCAUUUUCGAUCCAAGAAGUCACAAACAGGUCUGGCUAAAACAGAUAAAACAAUAACCAGGACUUUGAUACAGUAUUUUUGAGCAAAUAAUCAAUUGAUGAUUGUGGCAGCAGGACUCAUCUAUG
Molecule: messenger RNA, 1286 nt
Organism: Anolis sagrei ordinatus
Lineage: Eukaryota; Metazoa; Chordata; Lepidosauria; Squamata; Anolidae
Gene: NEUROG1
Product: neurogenin 1
Biological process (GO): axon development; sensory organ development; forebrain development
Cellular component (GO): nucleus
Molecular function (GO): protein dimerization activity; DNA-binding transcription factor activity, RNA polymerase II-specific; E-box binding
Source: RefSeq, a predicted model, not a curated record